AUGGCCGGAGGACGGGGGGUCCCGCUGGCCCUGCUAGCCCUGCUGGCCCUGCAGGUCACGGGGGCUGUGAAGGCGAGGAACGUGAUGCUCCAGGUUGACCUAUACCAGCGGGCAGAGACGCUGCAGCAGGAGGGCGGGCAGUACGUGUUCAGCUUCGAUGGGGACGAGAUGUUCCACGUGGAUCUGCAGAAGAUGGAGACCGUGUGGCGCCUCCCGGAGUUCGGGCAAUUCACCAGCUUCAAGGCCAAGGCGGCCGUGCAGCACUUGGCCGCAGAAAAGCAGCACAUGGAGCUCCUCAUGCUGAGAGCCAACCACUCCCAGGGGACGAUGGAGCCACCUGAGGUCAUGGUGUUCACCAAACGACGCAUGAACCUGGGCGACCCCAAUGUUCUCAUCUGCUACGUGGACAAGUUCUGGCCAUCUGUCAUCAACAUCACAUGGCUGAAGAACGGGCAGGAGGUGGUGGACGGCAUCUUCGAGACCGUUUACCUCCUACGGGAGGACGACACCUUCCGCAAGUUCUCCUACCUGCCCUUCGUGCCCACACGGGGUGACUACUACGACUGCCGGGUGGAGCAUUGGGGGCUGCCCAAGGCCCUGCUCAAGCACUGGGAGCCCCAGGUGCCGCUGCCCGCGUCCGAGAGCACCGAGACGCUGGUGUGCGCCCUGGGCCUGGCCGUGGGCAUCGUGGGCAUCGUGGCGGGCACCGUCCUCAUCAUCAAGGCCAUGAAGAUGAACAGCGCCCGCAACGCGCGGGGCCCCCUGUGAGCGGGCAGAGCCCUUGGCUUCCUCAUGGCCCCAUAGCCCGA
Molecule: messenger RNA, 809 nt
Organism: Tinamus guttatus (white-throated tinamou)
Lineage: Eukaryota; Metazoa; Chordata; Aves; Tinamiformes; Tinamidae
Source: RefSeq, a predicted model, not a curated record